Messenger RNA from Brugia pahangi, 813 nucleotides. NCBI's taxonomy places the organism in Eukaryota, Metazoa, Nematoda, Chromadorea, Rhabditida, Onchocercidae. The record is from the annotation of a GenBank genome assembly.
AUGGUAACAAUAACAGCAACAACAAUAACAACAACAACAAUAACAAUUCCAACUGCUUAUACUAUCAUUCAUUAUUGUUUCAUUUUAACUGUUAUUGUAUUUGCACAAUUAAUCGAUGCUGGAAGUCCAAAACAACGAAUUCAAAAAGUACCGUCAGCUCCACGUGAUAUUGACGUCGCAUUGGUUAAUGCCUCAGCGGUAAAAGUAAGCUGGGAAAAGCCAUUAUACGCAAACGGUGAUAUCAUCGGAUAUUAUGUUUAUAAGGAUCGAUUAUUAAACGGUGAACCAAUCAAUGAUAAAUUACAACGUGCAAUCAUCUAUGAUCAACACAAAACACAUACAUUAAUCACAGAUCUUGAACCGAAUACUGAAUAUUCAUUCCGGGUAAAUGCUUUUAAUAGACAUGGUGAUGGUGAAUUUAGUGCAAGCAAAAAAAUUCUUACCGGUGGAUUGCCUCCAUCAGAACCACAAACACAUUCCGUUAAUUUGCUCAAUGAUGAAGCUCCAUUACGGGCGCGUGUUGACUGGAAACCACCAAAAUUCACGUAUAAUUUACCAAUCAAUAAAUAUUUGAUUUGGUAUAAACCGUUCGAACACAUCGAUGCACGCAAAGUUGAAGUACCUGGAACCCAAAAUUUUGCUAUCCUUGAUGGCUUAUUUAUGGGACGUUUGUAUGAAAUUAAUAUAGCAGCGGAGAAUGAUGACGGUGUGGGCGUUAACGCAACGGAAUGGUUAACAACACCGGUUGGAAUACCUGAAGCGGAACCACUUAACGUACGCUACGAAAUUAACGCCAAUCAGGUAGAAUUAUGA